AUGCCCACAGUCAAGGCUGUUAAGGAUCCGAAGAAUCCAUCGUUAAAAUUCUUAACUGUGAAGUUGAAGGAAAUUCAGUUGUCUUUUGCUGAUGUUUGGGAGUUUGUGGAAACUUUCCAGGAAGAUGCAACAUAUGCACAGGUUUCGGUGAGAUUGACAGCGGUGGAUGAUUUGUGGGAGAAAUUUAGUGAAGUUCUUAUUGAUAUCAAAUCACACGAAGAUUUCGUAUCUGAUGUUGAAGUUUAUGAAAGAGAACGGAAGGAGUUCAGUGAUCGCUACUAUUACGCUAAAUCAUUCUUGAUGGAUAAGGCGAAGGGCCGUUCAGAAUGUACAGAGCUUAAUCAAUCCAUUCAUGUUAAUGAUCAUAGUAAUUCUGGUGGUUUUGAUCAUGUUCGGCUUCCUCAAAUUAAGCUGCAGUCGUUUAAUGGUAACAUAGAUGAAUGGCUCGGGUUUCGCGAUCUGUUUAUUUCGCUCAUCCAUAACAAGCAGGAUUUGCCGGAGGUGGAGAAAUUCCACUAUUUGAAGGGAUGUCUUCAGGGUGAACCGAAAUCAUUAAUUGAUCCUCUUCAAAUAACAAGGGCUAAUUACAUCGUUGCAUGGGAUAUGCUGUUAAAGCGUUACAAUAACAGCAAGCAAUUAAAAAAGCGACAAGUUCAAUCGCUGUUUAAGUUACCUUCGUUGACAAAGGAGUCGGUAUGUGAAUUGCUUCAGUUAUUGGAAGGGUUUGAGCGAAUCGUUAACACGUUAGAUCAGGUGUUAGAACCUACUGAUUACAAGGAUCUGUUGCUUGUGAAUUAUCUUGUUUCUCUUUUGGAUCCGAUCACGCGAAGAAGUUGGGAGGAGGAAUCAGCUUCAAAGGAACAAGAUGUAUUGGCUGAUUUGACUGGUUUUCUUCAUCGGCGAGUUCAAGUGUUAGAAUCGCUUCCGCAAAGGUCAAAUGAAAAUAGAACCAUACCCUCUCAGGUGGUAACUAAGCCAAAGCUCAACGUUCGAGCAUUCCACAACAAUGUUAAUUAUUCAGGGAAUAAAUGUGUUGUUUGUAAAUCCCAGCAUCCCUUGCAUCAGUGUCCGAGGUUUUUGAAAUUGUCGGUUACGGAUAGAGAUUCGGUUUUGAAAACAAAUUCAUUAUGUCGGAACUGCUUUAGAACUUCCCAUAUGGCUCGGGAAUGUCAGUCUAAGUUUUCGUGUCGGAAUUGCGGAGGACGCCAUCACACACUGGUGUGUUUCAAGGGCAAGGCAGGAGAAAAUCCGGAAUCGUCGAGGUCAGGCGAAACCAAUGGCACUUCUAAGAGUGAUCAAUUGCGAGGAGAGUCAUCAUUUCGGGUUUCUAACCCAGCUUCAUCAACAUGCUUAUCAUCGGGUGUUGAACAAAUGGCUAACGGUCGGGUUCUCUUAGCAACUGCGGUGGUUCUCUUGGAAGAUGAAUUGGGAAACAGAUAUCCAGCUCGAGCGCUGCUUGAUUCGGGGUCAGAAGGCAAUUUCAUAUCGGAACGAUUGAGUCAGCGUUUGACGAUGAGUCGGAAAAGGGUAGAUGUUACGAUACUUGGAAUUGGUCAGACAUCUACAAGAGUUAAGCAAAAGGUUCAAGCGGUGGUGCGCUCGAGAGUGAACAGCUACUGUAAAGAAAUGGAAUUCCUGGUCCUACCCAGAGUAACUGUUGAUCUUCCCACUGCUACGGUAUCAACGGAUGAAUGGUCAUUCCCAGAUGGAAUUGAAUUGGCGGAUCCAGCAUUUUUCGAGUCGAAGGUGGUGGAUUUAGUGUUGGGAAUUGAAUCGUUUUUCGACUUCUUCGAAACGGGAAAGCGGAUUUCCAUCGGUGAUCAAUUACCAACACUUACGGAGUCAGUUUUUGGUUGGGUCGUUUCUGGAGGUUUAUCGCAAUGUACAUCAGCACGGAUUGCUUGCAAUGUUUCAUCAACAGAGUCUCUUGAAACUCUUGUCGCUCGGUUUUGGGCUUGUGAGGAGCUGGGUUCGGAAAACCUAUACUCACGGGAGGAAAGGCAUUGCGAGGAAAUUUUCCAGAAAACGGUACAGAGAGACAGUAAUGGAAGGUACACGGUCUCUCUUCCUAGGAAUGAGGAGGUUUUUCCUAAAUUGGGCGACUCACAGGAAAUAGCACUACGGCGUCUGGGUGCAACUGAGCGUAGGCUAGCUCGAAACGCGGAAUUGCGGGAGCUGUAUACUAAGUUCAUGGACGAGUACAUACAGCUAGGUCACAUGGAAGAAGUUGAGGAAGCUUCUGAUAUCAAACGUUGUUUUUUACCACACCACCCGGUGGAAAAGGAGGAUAGUACGACUACUAAAUUGCGUGUUGUAUUCGAUGCUUCGUGCAAAACAACUACUGGAGUCUCACUGAAUGAUGGAUUACUAACAGGUCCAGUAAUCCAGGACGAUCUUCGGGCAAUUAUACUCCGCUGUCGAAUGUGUCAGAUUAUGGUCGUCGCAGAUGUUGAGAAAAUGUUUCGCCAAAUCAACAUAACAAGAGAAGAUCGUCCACUACAGUCGAUUUUAUGGAGAAGGUCCCCAUCGGAGCCAGUCAAGACGUUUGAGCUGAAGACGGUAACAUACGGCACCAAACCUGCUCCGUUUUUGGCAACACGCACCUUGAAGCAGUUAGCAUUGGAUGAAGGGGAGAGGUUUCCCUUGGCAUCAAAGGUAUUUUCGGAAGAUACGUACAUGGACGAUGUAGUAUCAGGUGCAGAAGAUGCAAAUGCAGCCCUCGAACUGCGAGUUCAGUUGGAUAAAGCUGCAAGAGCUGGAGGGUUUCGGUUGCGAAAAUUCGCAUCAAAUUGUUUAGAGGUCCUGCAAGGACUACCACAAGAGAGUGUAGCCAUUAAAGAAGCUUCAGACGGGUCGGACAUAGAUCCCUCGAUGAAGGUCCUUGGACUCACUUGGUUGCCGAAAUCUGAUGUCUUCAUGUAUCAUUUUAACAUUUCCGAAAUUCCAAAAUCCACGGUUCUAACUAAACGGAAGGUGCUGUCGGUAAUUGCAACGCUCUUCGACCCGUUGGGACUCCUAGGUGCUGCAAUAACAACUGCAAAAAUAUUCAUGCAGCAGUUGUGGACCUUGCGGAAUAAUGAUGACCAAAGAUUGGACUGGGAUAAGCCAUUACCUCCAACGGUGGGUGAGGAUUGGCUGAAGUACUACGAACAACUAGGUACACUAAACGAAAUUCGUAUUGAACGGUGCAACAUUAUCCCAGGAGCCAUUCACAAGGAGAUUCACUGUUUUUCAGAUGCUUCGGAGAAAGCAUAUGGUGGUUGCGUUUACCUUAAAAGCAUUAACUCUGAUGGAGAGGUUAAAAUUUGUUUGUUGUCGGCAAAAUCGAGGGUAGCUCCGCUUGCAAGUCAAUCGAUUCCCCGCCUAGAGUUGUGUGGUGCUCUGCUAACGGCUGAACUAUUCAGUUUCGUAAAGGAUUCUAUGAAAUUUGAUUGCCCAGUUUACUUUUGGACAGAUUCAACAUGCGUGUGGCGAUGGUUACAGGCUGUUCCAUCUACUUGGACUACCUAUGUGGCAAAUCGAGUUGCCAAAAUACAACAACUCACGGAAGGGUUUGAAUGGAGGCAUGUCCCAGGCGUUGACAAUCCAUCAGAUCUUAUUUCUCGGGGUAUUCCACCGGCAGAGAUUGGUCAAAAUCGCCUGUGGUGGGAAGGUCCUUGUUGGUUGACGCUAGACAAGGAAAACUGGCCAGAACUACCGACUAACCACUUGGCGGAAAUUGGUGAUGAAGAAAGGCGUCGAACUACAGUCACAGCAUUAGCAACAAACAAUUCAGAGCAUGAGUCAGAUUUCAAUCGUUGGUAUUUUAGUUUGUAUUCCGAUUACACUAAGAUGGUCAGAGGUACAGCCUAUUUGUUGAGGUUGAAAAAGCUGUUAACAUCCAAACGUCAAGCUAAAUUUCAAGCUUUCCUACAGUCAGCUGAGAUGGAAGAAGCAGAAAGAGCUUUAGUCAAGUGUGUCCAAAAAGAGUGUUUCGCUGAUGAGUUGAGAGUUUUGUCUAAGGGCGAAUGUGUUUCAAGACAAUCUAAACUAAGAUGGUUCAAUCCCAAAAUAUUCUCCGAUGGUUUGUUGAGAAUUGGUGGUAGAUUGAGUAAUUCGUCUGAAUCAGAAACUGCAAAACACCCGGUUGUCUUGCCAGCUCGUCACAAUUUUACUCGGCUAAUAUUAGAGCACUUCCAUCGUCGAUUAUUACACGCUGGUCCUCAGCUGCUUUUAGCUACUGUUAGAUUGAAAUUUUGGCCCUUGGGUGGCAGGAGCGUGGCUCGUCAGAUUGUACAAAAAUGUCACACCUGCUUCAGGGCUCGUCCCACACCGAUUCAACAGUUUAUGUCAGAACUACCAGCUUCACGCGUAACGGUUUCGCGUGCAUUCCUUAGAACAGGAGUGGACUAUUUUGGUCCAGUAUACAUUCGCCCGGCCCCCAGACGCCCAGUGGUUAAGGCGUACGUUGCUGUUUUUGUAUGCAUGUCCACUAAAGCGGUGCAUCUUGAGCUGGUAUCAGACCUAUCUACAGAACGGUUCAUACAGGCAUUACGUAGAUUUGUCGGAAGAAGAGGAAGGUGCUCAGAGAUAUUUUCGGACAACGGUACGAACUUUGUGGGCGCAAGGAACCAAAUGGUUGAAUUGUUUCGUCUGUUGAAGUGUCAGACCCAUCGGGAACGAAUGUUCAAAGAAUGUGGCAGCGAAGGAAUUAGGUGGCAUUUCAAUCCACCCGGCGCUCCACAUUUUGGAGGUUUGUGGGAGGCAGCGGUGCGUUCCGCAAAAAAGCACAUUCUAAGGGUAAUCGGCGAAAACCCUGUCAGCACAGAAGAUUUCGCGACGCUUCUGGUUCAGGUCGAAGCGUGUUUAAAUUCGCGACCAAUUACACCACUUUCGAACGAUCCAAAUGAUUUGGAUCCGUUGACACCCGGUCAUUUUAUUAUUGGAGAAUCCCUACAGUCCAUGCCAGAUGAAAACUAUUUGAAAAUAUCAGAUAACCGGCUUAAUCAAGUUCAGUUGAUGCAGAAAAAUUUGCAAUUAAUAUGGAAACGGUGGCGUAGAGAAUAUCUGUGCCAACUACAAGCCAGAACAAAACGGUGGAAACCUUCAGUGUCGGUUGACCUGGGUCGUUUGGUUAUCAUUAAGGAUGAAAAUGUUUCCCCAUGUCGAUGGAAAAUGGGUAGAAUUGUAGAGCUUCAUCCAGGACAAGAUGGUGUGGUUCGAGUAGUCACAUUAAAAACGGAAUCAGGGCUGAAAAAGCGCCCUGUUGAGAAAUUGUGUUUAUUACCUAUGCCAGAUUCGAAUGAAAAUUCAAAUCAGAGUUCUGAAGUUGAGAUGGAGAAUAAUUGA
Messenger RNA from Uranotaenia lowii, 5328 nucleotides. RefSeq lists its product as uncharacterized. The record is from RefSeq and is a predicted model, not a curated record. Gene Ontology annotation, biological process: DNA integration. Gene Ontology annotation, molecular function: nucleic acid binding. Bases 1 to 5328 code for a protein of 1775 amino acids. Lineage: Eukaryota; Metazoa; Arthropoda; Insecta; Diptera; Culicidae. The transcript has a single exon.